This is a messenger RNA of Hevea brasiliensis (rubber tree), 1090 nucleotides long. RefSeq lists its product as uncharacterized. NCBI's taxonomy places the organism in Eukaryota, Viridiplantae, Streptophyta, Magnoliopsida, Malpighiales, Euphorbiaceae. The record is from RefSeq and is a predicted model, not a curated record. Gene Ontology annotation, molecular function: nucleic acid binding; zinc ion binding. The coding region runs from base 13 to 1077 and encodes 354 amino acids. The transcript has 2 exons.
UAUGAAAAAUUGAUGAAAUUUGGGGCCACCGAGUUUAAAGGUACUGUGGAUCCACUGGAAGCAGAACAGUGGUUGGAAAGAAUGGAACGGGUUUUUAGAAAGCUGCAGUGUACAGAAGAAAUGAAGUUUGAGUAUUCUGUCUCCUUAUUACAAGGGGAUGCCUAUGAAUGGUGGAAGACCAUCCCCCACAGCCUGGUGGAGCCACCUGUGUUAACCUGGUCAGACUUCUUGAGGGAGUUUCGACAGAAAUGGGUUCCCGAUGCAUAUGUGGACAUGAAGUUGCAAGAAUUCUUGAGUUUGAAACAAGGGAACCGAACUGUAGCAGAAUAUGAGAGAGAUUUUUCAAGACUAAGCCACUAUGCUGGAAGCUUAGUCUCCACCCCCAGAGACAGAUGCAAGAGGUUUGAGGCUGGGCUAAGACAGAGUCUGAGAAUGCAAGUUGUGGGAUUCAGACAUCAGAAUUUUGCCGAAUUGAUCUCACAGGCCCUAGAACUAGAAAAGAUAGAAUCAGAAGGGGCAGUGAAGAAGGGUCCACAAGAGAAAACUGAAAAGACUACUGAACAAGCAUCUGGAAGUGGUUCUGGGAAGAGGAAACAGUUUGGGGGAUCUAGCUCCCGUAGAGGCCGAGGCAGAUUUUCCGGCCAAAGACCACCUCGGUCUGGUCAGCAGACCCAACCAGCACCCCGAGGAGCUCUAUCAGUACGGCAGUGCGAAACCUGUGGUAGAACUCAUGGUGGGGUUUGUUACAGAGCUACUGGUGCGUGUUUUAACUGUGGAGGGAGCGGACAUUUCGCUAAGGAUUGCACUAGUCCGCGCCGGUCUGGGUCUUUCACUACAUCUGAAGGAUCAGCUCAAGUCUCUGCACCCAGAGGGUCACAAUCAGCUGCUAGAGGCAGAGGCAGAGGUAGGGGUCCUGGUAACACCCCUGGAAGUCAGAGCACUGUUAACCAGCCAGCAUCCAGUGGCGCACCAGUUAGAGUGUAUACCAUGCGUCAGAGGGAAGAGGCUGAAACAUCAGACGUUGUGGCUGUUGAAAAGAAUAUCGGGAAGGAACCCGAGGAAACGAGUCGAGGCUAAGGGACGACUCGCU